Messenger RNA from Spirodela intermedia, 2233 nucleotides. Lineage: Eukaryota; Viridiplantae; Streptophyta; Magnoliopsida; Alismatales; Araceae. The record is from the annotation of a GenBank genome assembly.
AUGGCCGGAUGCCAUAUGAGAUUUCCCCAAAAUGUCUUUGGGGAGCGGUUUCUAAAGUGCUCCCAAGAGGAGCUACAAGAGAAACUGCCAUCUAUGGUAAGUGUCCAGAUGGGUUGGUCCUCAGUAAAACUCAUCUCAGUCAUGGUGAUGGCUGGUAACAAGUCCGACGGUAGUCCAUGCCUCUCAAUAAGUAGACGAGUGUCUCCUUGGAGAAGCUGGGCUACCGUCAAGCAAGGCCAAGAAGAUGUGAAAGUGGUAAAACAGGCCAAUAGUGUGUCCUCUAGCCAAGUGUCGUACCAGGCACUGAUCUCGCCUCGCCCCACUCGCCAACGAAUAAGAGGCACCAUCUCCAACCAAUGUCACUGCCAGUCUGCCCAUCGUUUGACUCCUUUGAUGUCAGCCGGCUGUCAAGCCCACUCACCAUAUUUGGCUGACACAAAAGUACCUAGCACCGAUGGUGUGGUCCUCAUCCUCCAAAUGAGUUUCUUUUGAAGCAUGUUAAAUACAUUUUGAGGGCGCCUAAUACCUAGGCCACCCUCAUCCGUAGGUCGACAUGCUUUCUCCUAAGAAACUCGGCGUUGACGACGAGGUCCCUCAAGUUGUCCAUCCCAAAGGAAGGACGUACAUAUCCGUCUAAUAGUUUGUAAGACGGUGUCUGGUAUCUCAUGGACUGCCAAAAGGUGUAAUGGUAUGCUCAUGAGAACAUGGCGUAUCAACUGGAUCCAUCCUCCAGGGGAUAGAAGUUGUAACUUCCAUCUUGCUAGUUUCUUCCUUAACUUGCCCACUAGGGUGUCAAAAUAGUGUAUGCGCCUACGACCGAGGAAGAUAGGACAUCCUAGAUAGUCAAAAGGUAAGUGUCCACGAGAGAACCCCGUUAGGCCCUGGAUGCGUCGUAUGGUCCCUAUGGGGGUAGAAGGGCGUCGUAUGGUCCCUAUUGCUUGGACAACUUGAGGGACCUCGUCGUCAACGCCGAGUUUCUUGGGAGAAAGCAUGUCGACCUACGGAUGAGGGUGGCCUAGGUAUUAGGCGCCCUCAAAAUGUACUUAACAUGCUUCAAAAGAAACUCAUUUGGAGGAUGAGGACCACACCAUCGGUGCUAGGUACUUUUGUGUUAGCCAAAUAUGGUGAGUGGGCUCGACAGCCGGCUGACAUCAAAGGAGUCAAACGAUGGGCAGACUGGCAGCGACAUUGGUUGGAGAUGGUGCCUCUUAUUCGUUGGCGAGUGGGGCGAGGCGAGAUCAGUGCCUGGUACGACACUUGGCUAGAGGACACACCAUUGGCCUGUUUUACCACUUUCACAUCUUCUUGGCCUCGCUUGACGGUAGCCCAGCUUCUCCAAGGAGACACUCGUCUACUUAUUGAGAGGCAUGGACUACCGAGCAGGCCACAGUAGCCGAAGCCACGAUGGCCGUGGCGGCUCAGUCUCAGGCCCAGCCGGCCGAGGUUGCGCGGAACACGGUCGUGCCAGACAAGACCGCGCAGCCCAAGGGUCCGAAGGCUAAAGCUUGUAGGACCCAACCACCGGCCCAGACUAAACCGGCCCAGACCAAGCCAGCCCAGGCCUCACCGGCCCAGACCCCACCGACCCAGGCCCCAACGGCCCAAACCGCUCAGGCCCGGACCGCUCAGGUCCAGGCCGCUCAGGUCCAGACUGAGCUGGACCAGCACACCCAAUCACAGCCCACCCAGGCCCCAGACCUACUAGCCCAAACCUCUGAAACCGGAGCUGCUCAGGCCCAAGCCAAGCUAACCCAGCCCACCCAAGCCCCAGCCAAGUCUUGGGCCCAACGACUAGUAGGACAACAACCCACUCCUACAGUGGCAAAUACACCGAGAUGCGAACUACACCCCACUUAUGCUGAUGGAAUACCGUCACGGGGUUACACUAAUGAAGGGGGAAUGAGAACAGUCUCAUUUUCUUCGAAUGAGGUCUCCCAACUGGCGGAGGCCUUCCAAUUUUCAUUGAUAGGGCGUUUCUCUACGAAACGUCCCCACCUAGAUGAUAUUUAUAGGAUCUAUUUGGCCCCAGGACAUUUUCAGGGUAAGGUAGUCAUCGGUGCCCGUGAUUAUCGGAGCGUCUUUAUCCGUUUUGAGCUCGAGGCUGACUAUCGGAAAGCUUGGAGUCGGACCACAUGGGAGAUUCAGGAUACCAUUAUGCAUACAUAUAGAUGGACCCCACAGACAGACGGUAUUUCCCGAGGGAAACAACCGCACUCCAUUCCAGUUUGGAUAG